Molecule: messenger RNA, 1312 nt
Organism: Rhipicephalus sanguineus (brown dog tick)
Lineage: Eukaryota; Metazoa; Arthropoda; Arachnida; Ixodida; Ixodidae
Product: cathepsin D
Exons: 7
Coding region: 15-1292 (425 amino acids)
Biological process (GO): proteolysis; cell death
Cellular component (GO): lysosome
Molecular function (GO): aspartic-type endopeptidase activity
Source: RefSeq, a predicted model, not a curated record
AGUGCUUUCCGAAAAUGAUGAGAACAGCGACUGGCGAUAACUUAAGCGGCCUGCAAGUCGAGCGCGAUCACUUCGUGCUCCCACCGCAAAAGAGUGCGGAGUCGUUCCUCGGAUUCAGUUUACCACUCUCGGUCAAACGUGUGCGCGGAUCCACGACACCAGCCAUGAGCCCCCUGGGCAUAGCCCUCCUCCUCGGGCUGCUGGCGCUCUCUACCGCCCAGUUCAGCAUUUCCUUGUGGAGAAACGAGACGGACCCUGAACCGAGACGGAGAGUGUGGCUCAACGCAGCUGCUGUGAUUCCGGAAGAACUGGAAAACGAAAAGAACCUGCAUUAUUACGGACUCAUCAGCCUUGGAACGCCCCCGCAACCAUUCAAGGUGAUCUUCGACACCGGUUCCGCGAACCUCUGGGUACCAUCGGUGAAAUGCCCCGAUACUGAAGACGGCUGCAAGGACAAGAAAAAGUACGACAGCUCCAAGUCGAGCACUUACAAGGCGGACGGCCGCAAGUUCCGCAUCGAGUACGGAAGCGGCGUUGUCGAGGGCAUCUACAGCACCGAUGUUCUAACCGUGGGAAAUGGCAAGGUUAACGCGCAGACGUUCGCCGAGGCCACAAAGGCACAAGGUUCCAUCUUCAAAGCGGCCCAGUUUGACGGGCUUUUGGGUCUCGGUUACCCAGCUCUCGCCGAAGACAACGUUGUGCCCGUGUUUGACAACAUGAUGAAGCAGAACCUGCUGCCCAAGCCGGUAUUCUCCGUCUAUCUCAACCGUGACCCCAAGGCCACUCCUGGAGGAGAAAUCUACUUCGGCGGAAUCGACUCCAAGCGCUACACGGGAAGUAUCACCUACACCAGCGUCACCAAGAAGAGUUACUGGCAGUUCAAAAUGCAAGGCAUGCAAGUGAAGAAGGACAAGACGUUCUGCGUCGGAGGAUGCGAUGCUGUGAUCGACACGGGCAGCUCUUUCAUCGAGGGCCCCAGGGACGAGAUUGAGCGACUGAACAAAUACCUGAGAGCGACGGAGGAGCCCGCUGGAGAUUGGCGUGUAAAGUGCGCCAAUAUUCCAAGAAUGCCGAAGAUUUCCUUCACCAUUGGAGGAAAGGAGUUCACCAUGACCGCCGACCAAUACAUCAUUCAGGUUCAAGGUUCGAAGAAGGUGAAGUGCUACAGUGGCUUCGCCGUCUCUGACACGCCGACGAAGAAGUUCUGGGUUAUCGGUCAGGUGUUCAUCGGCAGCUUCUACACCAUCUUCGACAGGGGCAGUGACCGCCUGGGAUUCGCGACCGUCGCCUAACUGGUCCUACUAAGCAGAAG